Messenger RNA from Fusarium keratoplasticum, 1047 nucleotides. RefSeq names its product Letm1 RBD domain-containing protein. The transcript has 2 exons. Gene Ontology annotation, cellular component: mitochondrial inner membrane. The coding region runs from base 22 to 1047 and encodes 341 amino acids. NCBI's taxonomy places the organism in Eukaryota, Fungi, Ascomycota, Sordariomycetes, Hypocreales, Nectriaceae. Gene Ontology annotation, biological process: intracellular monoatomic cation homeostasis. Gene Ontology annotation, molecular function: ribosome binding. The record is from RefSeq and is a predicted model, not a curated record.
CCCAACCUCUGCCCCCCGGCCAUGAGCUCCCGAACGCCAUGGCGGCUCUGCGCCUAUAGCCAGCGCCAACAGGUCCAAUGCCCGCGCCAUUGGACCCCUUUCGCAACGUCGUCGGCGCCCUGGCAGCAGCAGCGAUCCAUCCACAAUGACGGCCCCAAGAGCUUGAACCCCCUCGUUAACCCCCCCGAUGUGACCCGACCACCGCCGCUCACCCUCCCACGACGCAGGGACUGCGAUUCGGCGCCGAAAUACUACUUUGAGCUGGGAAAGGGAUAUCUUCGCUUCUACAAGGACGGCCUCAAGAAUGUGUGGGCGAGCCGUCGUCUCCUCCGCGAAAAGCUCCAACGGACCCCCGCCGACGACCGACCCUCGAUAUUCAGACCAUACUAUGUCCCCAAGACCUUUUCCAGGGCUGAUUGGGUUCUCCUCUGGAGAGUCAGGCACGACAUGAUACGACUGCCUCUGUUCGGGCUCAUGUUGAUCGUGAUUGGGGAGUUCACCGUACUUGUGGUCGCAUACGUCGAUAGUGCGGUGCCGUACCCUUGCAGAAUACCGACCCAGAUCUUUACAGCCCUCGAAAAGGCCGAGCAGCGUCGCAAAGCAGCAUUUGACGAAUUCGAGGCAAAAUACCCUAACGGCGUGCUGAGCCCCCGUGUCACGCAAUCCGUUGCGCGCGCCCAUGUUCUCAAGAGUCUGCACCUUAGCGGAUCGAUCUGGGACCGUUUAGGAUUCCUCCCGCCCGGUAUGUGGCAGGCAAAGGGACGUUACCGCAUGGCAUACUUAGAAGGCGACGACAAGAAUAUUAUCGAGGAUGGCGGGCCCAUGGGACUUCAGUACGAUGAGCUGCGGAUCACAUGCGCAGAACGCGGGAUUGAUACUCUUGGGAAGAGUGAGACGGAGCUGAGAGGCUGGCUCGGCGACUGGCUGCGGUUGACAGCAUCUGAUGAUAUUAUAGAAAGGAGGCGACGCAUGGCGGUGCUGUUCCUAACCAGACCCGAAAACUGGCCCCAGCACCGAGACUUUGGCGUCCCUGAAUGGCAGUUGUAG